Messenger RNA from Aspergillus mulundensis, 1971 nucleotides. RefSeq lists its product as uncharacterized. The transcript has 4 exons. NCBI's taxonomy places the organism in Eukaryota, Fungi, Ascomycota, Eurotiomycetes, Eurotiales, Aspergillaceae. The coding region runs from base 1 to 1971 and encodes 656 amino acids. The record is from RefSeq and is a predicted model, not a curated record.
AUGCUCAACCGCUGGCGGAAGCUGGAUCGUCAAGACGAUAUCCGGAAGCAAAAGGAAGUCGCCGCUGACUACACCCUGAAAAAUGGAAAAGACCUGCAUGAAGCCCUGACGGUUCCUGCAAAGUUCGACCUGCAACGGGCGGAGUUUGCCCCUUUGACCGUCGUCAGUGAUCUCCAGGAAGUCCUCGAUGUCCACAAUGCGACUGCCGAGGUGGCCUUGCGCUUCAAUGUUAAACAGUGCACGUUCAACGAUGUCCUCGGUGAGCUCGAUGCAGCCGUCACAGUGUAUAAGCAAAAGGCCACAGGGACAUCAAAUGUGAUCCGCAGAAUCGCACGGGCGGCGGGUGACUACUCGGUCGAGAUCAGCCCUUGGUGCGACCUGGUUCCAGCAGACAACGGCCUGAACGUGCUCAGUGCCGGCCUAAAGAUGAUUUUUGGCAUCGCAAGGCGAAACGCCGACAACCGCGAGAAAAUUCUCCAAGCGUUCCAGGACAUCCCGACGCUUAUUGUUACGACGGCAAAGAAACAGAGUCGGUUCCACUUUGCCAGGCAUAUUCGACAAAGUGCCAUCACCUUCUACGAAACCGUCAUUCGGGCACUGGCGGAAUUGAUUAUUCUGUUGAAUGGAGACAUCAACUCGAAGCACCAGUUCUGGGACCGCGUCAGCCAACUCAGGAAGCGACUCUUCGGUUCCAGUAUACGAGGGAAAAACAUCGAUACUAUAUUGGCAACGGUGUCAACCCAGGCUGGCAAAUUCCAAGAGUGCCUUGAGCUGAUUCGCGACGACAUCAGACUGGACACCUAUGGUGCCGCCGUAUCCAACUCGGCCAGUUUGCAAGAGAUUAUGGCAAAGAUUGAUCAACUGCAGAGUGAAAUGGAGGGACUGAAAGAGAGGGGGCAGCAAAACAAAGAUACUGGGCCUGAUCCCGCGCUGCAACGGCAACUUUCUACGGAGACAGUCGAUCUGACGUGGAAGUACGGCGGCAUCAGUCGGAAAGACCAGCUCGGGCUGGACGUCAUGAACCGGGUGGUGGUUUUCUUGGUUUCUAGUCCUUUUGAGGUUCUAUCCAACAGUCAGCACUCGUCGCCGGUUCAAUCUCCAGCACAAUGGCUGUCCGAGACCGACUUGAUGCAGAGCUUGGGAGUCUAUUUCCGCGAGCACCUGGAGGAUCUCGACACGGUACUAAAGGAGCAGCAUCAAUUCGACGACGCAACGCAGAGCCACGCGCGCCAACUUCUUCAGACCCCUAGGUUCUCUCGCUGGAUCUCAUCCCAAUCUCCAGACAUGCUGUGGGUCAAUGGGAACUUCGAAGACCUUGGCCCCGGUCGGCUUUCUGCCUUGUCUGUUCUCUGCGCGUUGCUUGUACUGAGCCUGCAUCAGAACUCCAACGCAAUUACCCUCCAUCAUUUCUGCGGCCUCCACGAGACAGGCACAGAGGGAACCGUCACCGGACCCAAUGGCCUCAUACGGAGUCUUAUCUUCCAACUGCUGUUCUGCAGCGGUCACAAAUUCAACCUGGACUUCAUCAACACCCGCCAAUUUGCCAACGACAUCGAAUCCCACUCCCUCCGCAUGCUCUGUCAUACCUUCCGACAGUUAAUCGAGCAACUCCCGCCCAGGCAAACAGUGAUCUGCAUCAUUGACGGAAUAACGGGCUUCGAAUACGGGCCCUGGCUCGACGACCUCUGGGACGUGAUGCUCAUCCUAAACAAACUGGUGACAGACGAUGCGUUACGUCCGAACUUCAAGCUGCUCGUCACCACGCCGUUUGCGGACGGGAUUGUAGAUCGCACGAUCGGCGAGCACCAGCGGCUAGUACUGCAGUCUGAUUCGCUGUAUGAUGGCGGCCUCGAAAUGUCGGAUCGUUUGGUUUGGGAUGAUAUCGGGCAGGCGGAUCGGUUGGAGGAGUAUCGACGGGCGGUGCGGAUGGCCGAGCAGGAUGAGGAUGAGUCUGAUGGGUUUAGUGAGUAG